Radiomyces spectabilis is the source of this 626-nucleotide messenger RNA. RefSeq lists its product as uncharacterized. Lineage: Eukaryota; Fungi; Mucoromycota; Mucoromycetes; Mucorales; Radiomycetaceae. The record is from RefSeq and is a predicted model, not a curated record. The transcript has 2 exons. Gene Ontology annotation, cellular component: endoplasmic reticulum membrane. Bases 52 to 327 code for a protein of 91 amino acids. Gene Ontology annotation, biological process: vacuolar proton-transporting V-type ATPase complex assembly.
AAUCGUUUCAGCGUGUUGUCUUCCUUGUUCUUCUAAACAUAUAUUGGCAAAAUGAAAGGAGAGAAAUCCCAGUCAAACUCGUCAUUAAGCACCGAGAAGAGAGUCAACGUUAGCCGCCCGGUGGUCGCCAAGCUUAUAGGAUUUUCUUUUGCCAUGUUCAUCUUGCCCAUCGCUACCUACUUUCUGACAUUAGACGGCCUAUUCGCCGGCAACAAUACCUACGCAGCAGGAUCGGCAGCUCUGGUUGCUAACCUGGUAGUCGUCGCAUACAUCAUUGCCGCGGUCAUGGAAGACAACCAGGACGCUAAAACUGUCAAGAAAGAAUAAAAGCAAGAUGUGUCAUUUCCCGCGCUGAACCAAACGCAUAUCAAGCCCAUUCAUCAUUUUCUACUGUAUUGCUUGGUUUGUUCUCUGCUUUACCCCAACGAUCAGGCGUCUUCUUCGCAUGGCCAGUUUUUUUUUGACCGAUUAUGGUAUUCUGCAUACGAGGAAUGGGCGAAAAAAAAACCUUACCUAUCAUUGUUAUAUAUACAGGCCCCACAUUGCUUACGAUAUUCCCGUUCCAUCAAUAAAGAAAAACAUUCAGGUAUCACAAAUUUUCGUGCCAUGUACGACAAGGGCAAAAA